AUGGUCCCAGAGCCCGGCCCCGCCAACAACAGCACCCCGGACUGGGGGUCGCGGCCGCCUUCGGACCCCGCAGGCAGCGGCUGGGUGGCGGCCGCGCUGUGUGUCGUCAUCGCGCUGACGGCGGCGGCCAACUCGUUGCUCAUCGCGCUCAUCUGCACGCAGCCCGCGCUGCGCAACACGUCCAACUUUUUCCUGGUGUCGCUCUUCACCUCGGACCUGAUGGUGGGGCUGGUGGUGAUGCCGCCGGCCAUGCUGAACGCGCUGUACGGGCGCUGGGUGCUGGCACGCGGCCUCUGCCUGCUCUGGGCCGCCUUCGACGUGAUGUGCUGCAGCGCCUCUAUCCUCAACCUCUGCCUCAUCAGCCUGGACCGCUACCUGCUCAUCCUCUCGCCGCUGAGCUACAAGCUGCGCAUGACGCCCCCGCGCGCCCUGGCGCUUGUCCUGGGCGCCUGGAGCCUGGCCGCGCUCGCUUCGUUCCUGCCCCUGCUGCUGGGCUGGCACCAGCUGGGCCGCGCGCGGGCCCCUGCCCCGGGCCAGUGCCGCCUGCUGGCCAGCCUGCCCUUCGUCCUCGUGGCCUCGGGCCUCACCUUCUUCCUGCCCUCGGGCGCCAUCUGCUUCACCUACUGCAGGAUCUUGCUGGCCGCCCGCAAGCAGGCGGUGCAGGUGGCCUCCCUCACCACCGGCAUGGCCGGCCAGGCCUUGGCGACGCUGCAGGUGCCCAGGACCCCACGCCCAGGGAUGGAGUUGGCUGAUAGCAGGCGUCUGACCACCAAGCACAGCAGGAAGGCCUUAAAGGCCAGUCUGACACUGGGCAUCCUGCUGGGCAUGUUCUUUGUGACCUGGCUGCCCUUCUUUGUGGCCAACAUAGCCCAGGCUGUGUGCGACUGCGUCUCCCCAGGCCUCUUCGAUGCCCUCACGUGGCUGGGUUACUGUAACAGCACCAUGAACCCCAUCAUCUACCCACUCUUCAUGCGGGACUUCAAGCGGGCCCUGAGUAGGUUCCUGCCGUGUCCCCGCUGCCCCCGGGAACGCCGGGCCAGCCUGGCCUCACCCUCCAUGCGUACCUCUCACAGCGGCCCCCGGCCGGGCCUGAGCCUGCAGCACGUGUUGCCACUGUCCUUGCCACCUGACUCCAAUUCUGACUCGGGCUCAGGCUCCGGUGGUUCAUCGGGCCUGCAGCACACGGCCCAGCCACUGCUGCGUAGAGAGGUGCCCCGGGACCCCCCGCCCUCUGCCAGGGUUGCUGCUGUGGUCAAUUUCUUCGACAUCGAUCCGGUGGAACCCAAGCUGCAGCUGCAUCCACUUGGUGCUCCCACGAACUGA
Messenger RNA from Prionailurus viverrinus (fishing cat), 1323 nucleotides. It is a transcript of the gene HTR6, whose product is annotated as 5-hydroxytryptamine receptor 6. Gene Ontology annotation, biological process: chemical synaptic transmission; G protein-coupled receptor signaling pathway, coupled to cyclic nucleotide second messenger. The record is from RefSeq and is a predicted model, not a curated record. Lineage: Eukaryota; Metazoa; Chordata; Mammalia; Carnivora; Felidae. The transcript has 3 exons. Gene Ontology annotation, cellular component: membrane; dendrite. Gene Ontology annotation, molecular function: G protein-coupled serotonin receptor activity; neurotransmitter receptor activity. Bases 1 to 1323 code for a protein of 440 amino acids.